AUGAGUGCGUUUUCCCCUAGGCCUGAGAGAGUGGGAUUAACGUAUACAGGUCACGGCGAACUACCCGAAGGACCGAUGAAAACAAAGAGAUUGAUGCUAGCAGACUCUCGUUUAGAUGUGCCGGUCAAUCAAGAUGGUCUUUCCACAUCAGUACUAGAGACAGUGGUUUCGAACAACAACGAUGCAAUGAAUAUUUUGUUCGAGGCAGCGCUUCAGGAAUCGAAUGAUCCCUCUCAAAAUAUGUCAACGACAGAUAAUUCACGAUCAGUAGCCCCCGAACCGACCAACGCCGAUGUCCUCCGCAUUUGGAAUGCAUGUCGAUUCGUGAGAAUGGGAUGGUUCUCUGCCCAGGAAGCCGUGGUUUUGAUGGACCUAUUCUUCGAAAACAUGGCACCCCUAUCGCCUGUCCUCACAGACUUUUUCGCCUCGCAUAAAAAUCAAUACUAUCUAGAGAAAAUCUCGAAAGCCAAAACACGCACGAUAGGAAGCAUUGAAUCAUUACUACUCAUGUCUGAAUGGCAUCCACGAGCAUUACAAUUCCCACCAGAGGCGGACGGAUGGGAUUCAGACUUUCUCAUGACAAACCCGGAUGUCAGAGAUCCGCCUUCUCUACAUGAAGAUAUCCCAGUAUCCUCCCGAUGGCGGGAAGAUGUCGUUGAGCCCACGAAACGGUUUGAACGUAUGUCCUGGAUUGAACUCAUGAAGUUGACAAGUUCGGUCACGGAUACUCUCUUCCCGCUCAUGAAUAUUUCCAGCUCGGCUGGGUCAUCGGAUACAUUCGUCCCUGUAUUGGAGAGGAAACAAGUCCUGUUGGCGAGCUGGAAACAACGAUAUCUCCAUAUCUCAGACUCAAGUUUCCCCUACACUGAUACCCUAUUCAUCGAGUAUCAACAUCUACGCAUCCUCACCAACUCCAUUGGAAUGCAAAGGAUUGUCCAACGAGUCCUCCAAAGCCAUACCCAACCCUCAGCACAAAGGGAUUCAGUCAUUGACUUCUCUUUCGUCGAACGCGCUAGGCAGCUAAACAUUACAGCAAGAGAAUAUGGCUUCCUCGAAGAAGUAAUAGACGGAUGCUGCCAAACCCUCGACAAGGUAACUCUCUUGGGUGGAUCCUUACACUUCUCACCAAUGAGAAUACUCUUCCGGACAAUAAGCGCGUCAAUAUUCCUUAUGAAAGCCCUCGCUUUGGGAGUACGCAAUUCAAAACUGCAGGAAGCGCUCCAGAUCCUCGAUCGAGCCAUCUUCACACUGCAGGAUAGCAGUCAGGAUGAUAUGCAUUUGAAAUCCCACUAUGCGGCUCUUUUACAAGUCCAAGUCUCGCGUCUGCGAGAAAGUUUAGUAUCCUCAUACUCCGGGGUCGCAAAUGAUCUCCCUUCUCCUAAUUCGUAUGGCGACAUGUCGGGUAUGGAUCUGGGGGAUUUCUCGGACGUUACUAUGAAUGGCUGGUUAUCUUUGCCUUUGGAUCCUUCUAUGGCGCCUUUUGGACCUACAGAGGGGGAUUUUGGGGUUCGGAUGGAUGGUGUUGAUUUGGAUUUGGAUUUUUUGGGGCAAUUACCUCCAUGA
Messenger RNA from Penicillium egyptiacum, 1563 nucleotides. NCBI's taxonomy places the organism in Eukaryota, Fungi, Ascomycota, Eurotiomycetes, Eurotiales, Aspergillaceae. The record is from the annotation of a GenBank genome assembly.